UUUCCUCCUUUGUUUAAUUUGCAUCUGAUUAGGCAGACUGCAGAUGUUAAAAAAUUUUAAAUUCUAUUUAAUUUUUUAAAACAUUGAGGGGUUUAAAGGGUUUUGCAAAAGAGAGGGAACUUUUUUUUUUUUUUCAUUUCUAGUUUUAAAUUAAGUAAAAUUUUCUCUCUUUCAAUUUAAUUAGUGAGAUACAUGUGAUUACCUAAUCCCCAUUUUAAAAUUAUUUUUCCGAACAAAUUAGAAUAUUAGUCAAUAUACUCAUAAUAAUUCUUUUUUGCUAUUCCACUUUCCACAUAAUGAACGAAAAUAUUCCCUUUCCAACCACAACCUCCGAACCAAAGAAAAGGGAAAUAGCUUUUAAUCUUUUACUUAUUUUAAACUAGUAUGGCCAUAAAGAUAGUUAUUUUUUAAUAAUUUUAUUAAAUUUUAUCAAUAUGUAUAUUUUAGCUGUUCUUUUCACUUAUUUGAAGAGUAAAAGAUGUCCAGUCGAGUCAUCUCGAUCAUAACUAAUUUGGUGAAUUUGAACGACUCAAGGAUGGCAACAAGGACAAAAUAUUGCACAUCGAGGAUCAAAUCUUUUGUCAUUCCUUUAUCAAACUUUUCUGCUGAUACCUUCUCCUUUCCAGUUUCAUUUUUCGAGCUGUUGGGCUUACUGGGGAGUAUGAAAGGCAUAACAUCAAACUCCAUGGCUUCAGAAUGUGCCUUGAAAUUGUAUGAAAGAGGAGAAACAGAAAUAAUAAACAGAAGUGACCCACAACAGUUUUAUCCAUUUUCAGCCCAUUUUGUGAGUGAUAAUGAUCAACCACAGGCCUGUAAUUUUGCAAAUUUUGCUCCUUUUGGAGAGGAUAAUCCUUUACAGAGAGCAGAGUGGAUAAAGUUCUUGGGGGCUUUUGCAAAUAUUGAGAGUAGAGCCAAUCAAGUAUAUGGAAGAGUUAAAGAGAACUACAUAUGUCUGGCUAAGGUUGCAGCAAAUACAACAAGAUCCUUCAAGCCAAUAGUAGCUUGGAUGGAGUAUGACAAUGGUAUAUGGUCCUUUACAAAGGAAACAUAUAAGUUGAAGUUUGUGGAAGAUGCAGGUGGAGAAAAUAUUGACAACUCCAUUAACAAGAUUACUUAUAGCACCUCAAAUCCUGAUGACUUGGAAGAUCUGCAUGCAAUUUUAUGUACUGUGGAUGUAGUAAUUGAUGAAACAUACACUGUUGACCCUGUUGGCUAUAAUCAGUCAAACUUCCUUCAAAAUGUAAAUGUUGAAGAUAGUUCUUGUUUUGCAUUUCUCACAAAUCAAAGCUUAUGGAGAUAUGAUAAGAGAGUUCAAAAUUCAACCACUCUUGAUUGGUCUGAUGGAGCAGUCUCACAACCUCAACUGGUUUUAGCAGAUCUAAUUGAAGCAUUAUUUCCUACUGGAAAUUAUACAACAACAUACUUUAGAAAUAUUGCAAAGGGAGAAGGGAUUAUAAGCAUUGAUUCUAACAAGUGUGAUAGAGAUAUCUCCAUUCCUUUGGAGCCUACAAUACUAUCUUGUCCAUGAAUAUUUUAUAUUUGUUUUUGAUAAACUUUUCAUCUUGAUUUGGGAUUUGAGCAUAAGAGAAAAUUAAUUAUGUUUUAAGAAAAACCAAACAUUGUUAGAACACAAAUUUUGUCAUUUUGACCCUUUAAUUUGUAAACAAUAGCUCAUCUAAUUGAGUAUUUAGAGUUUAUGCUGUCGCUUUUGUUUGUAUGCACAAGCACAUCGACACAGUAUAAUCUCUCAUAAAAUAAGUAAAAAUCUUUCUUUUUUUUUUUCUUUUCAAUUGUUUGUGGUUUUUGCAUUUUGAUAGAAAAUAUUGAGGGCUGAGAUCUGAAUUCGAUCCUA
Messenger RNA from Jatropha curcas, 1852 nucleotides. RefSeq names its product plant/protein. The record is from RefSeq and is a predicted model, not a curated record. NCBI's taxonomy places the organism in Eukaryota, Viridiplantae, Streptophyta, Magnoliopsida, Malpighiales, Euphorbiaceae.